GAGCCUGGUCCCAAGCCCCGGCAUCCCCGACGCAGCGGCAGCCACCGUCGCACAGCAGAAGGAGCCCAGCGCUGGCCGCGGCCGCCGGCCCCGCUUCCAGCCCGGGGUGCCAGCGCAGACCAUGAUGGACCUGAAGGUGGACGAGGAGGAGGUGGACAGCGGGCAGCCCGUGAGCAUCCAGGCCUUCGCCAGCAGCUCCACCCUGCACGGGCUCUCGCACAUCUUCUCCUACGAGCGGCUGUCGCUGAAGCGCGUGGUCUGGGCUCUGUGCUUCCUGGGCUCGCUGGCGCUGCUCACCCUCGUCUGCACCAACCGCAUCCAGUAUUACUUCCUGUACCCCCACGUCACCAAGCUGGACGAGGUGGCCGCCACCAGGCUCACCUUCCCCGCCGUCACCUUCUGCAACCUCAAUGAGUUCCGCUUCAGCCGCGUCACCAAGAACGACCUGUACCACGCCGGGGAGCUGCUCGCCCUGCUCAAUAACAGAUACGAGAUCCCGGACACGCAGAGCGCCGACGAGAAGCAGCUGGAAAUCCUACAGGACAAGGCGAACUUCCGGAACUUCAAGCCCAAACCUUUCAACAUGCUGGAGUUUUACGACCGCGCCGGUCACGACAUCCGCGAGAUGCUGCUCUCCUGCUUCUUCCGUGGGGAGCAGUGCACCCCAGAAGACUUCAAAGUGGUCUUCACCCGCUAUGGGAAGUGCUACACCUUCAAUGCGGGGCAGGACGGGAAGCCCCGGCUCAUCACCAUGAAGGGGGGCACUGGCAACGGCCUGGAGAUCAUGCUGGACAUUCAGCAGGAUGAAUACCUGCCAGUGUGGGGGGAAACAGAUGAGACCUCGUUUGAAGCUGGGAUCAAGGUGCAGAUCCACAGUCAGGAUGAGCCCCCACUGAUCGACCAGCUGGGCUUCGGGGUAGCUCCCGGCUUCCAGACCUUCGUGUCCUGCCAGGAGCAGCGGCUCAUUUACCUGCCACCUCCCUGGGGCGACUGCAAGGCCGUGGCGGGCGACUCGGAGUUUUAUGACACCUACAGCAUCACCGCCUGCCGCAUCGACUGCGAGACGCGCUACCUGGUGGAGAACUGCAACUGCCGCAUGGUGCACAUGCCAGGCGAUGCCCCUUACUGCACCCCGGAGCAGUACAAGGAGUGUGCGGAUCCGGCCUUAGAUUUCCUGGUGGAAAAGGAUAAUGAGUACUGUGUCUGUGAGAUGCCCUGCAAUGUGACCCGCUAUGGCAAAGAGCUCUCCAUGGUGAAGAUCCCCAGUAAAGCCUCUGCCAAGUACCUGGCCAAGAAGUACAACAAGUCGGAGCAGUACAUCGGGGAGAACAUCCUGGUGCUGGAUAUCUUCUUCGAAGCCCUGAACUAUGAGACCAUUGAGCAGAAGAAGGCAUACGAGGUGGCUGGUUUGCUGGGUGACAUUGGAGGGCAGAUGGGGCUGUUCAUUGGGGCCAGCAUCCUCACAGUCCUGGAGCUGUUCGACUAUGCCUAUGAGGUCAUAAAGCAUCGGCUGUGCCGGCGGGGCAAGUGCCGCAAGAACCACAAGAGGAGCAACACGGACAAGGGCGUCGCGCUGAGCAUGGACGAUGUGAAACGCCACAACCCCUGUGAAAGCAUACGUGGCCACCCGGCAGGCAUGACGUACGCAGCCAACAUCCUACCUCACCACCCGGCCCGGGGCACCUUUGAGGACUUCACCUGCUAACCGACGCCUGGAUGUACAACCUGAGCUACCAAAGCCCUCCGGAGAGCUGCCCUUCCUCCCUGCCAGCGCCAGCAGAGAGACACAUCUAAGGGGACCUUGCUCCUCGACACGGUGGGACACGGACAAGAGCCACAGCCUCGGCUUUGGGGGCCGGCAGCCGGGUCGGGUCACGCAGCCCCUUGGGGCAGCUGCUCCGUGCCUGCCCCGUGAGUUCAGAGACUUGAGGAUGCUCCAGCCCGGCCACCCUUGUGGUGUGGGGAGCGACACGCACAGCGGGCUGGGGCCUGGCCCCCCCCUCGGCUCCCCUCGGCCUUUUUAACUAGAACCCAGAAGCCAAGAAGAAGCAGCCGUUUGGCCGCACUCUCCAUCCACAGCCCUGUCUGUCCGUCCAUCGCCUCCAUGCUCAUCCUGCUCCAACGCCCUGGCUGGUGCUUGCUG
Messenger RNA from Neopsephotus bourkii (Bourke's parrot), 2143 nucleotides. RefSeq names its product acid sensing ion channel subunit 1 (gene ASIC1). Gene Ontology annotation, cellular component: membrane. The transcript has 12 exons. The record is from RefSeq and is a predicted model, not a curated record. NCBI's taxonomy places the organism in Eukaryota, Metazoa, Chordata, Aves, Psittaciformes, Psittacidae. Bases 122 to 1705 code for a protein of 527 amino acids. Gene Ontology annotation, biological process: sodium ion transmembrane transport.